This is a messenger RNA of Bipolaris oryzae ATCC 44560, 909 nucleotides long. RefSeq lists its product as uncharacterized. Lineage: Eukaryota; Fungi; Ascomycota; Dothideomycetes; Pleosporales; Pleosporaceae. The transcript has 2 exons. Bases 1 to 909 code for a protein of 302 amino acids. The record is from RefSeq and is a predicted model, not a curated record.
AUGAGAGCUUCCUUGGUAUUCUUCGUUUCGGCCCUUUCUGUAGGCGUUUACUCCUUCGAAACCCAGCAAGUGCUCGGGUCGGCCAACCCUGUUGGGACCUCGUACCAGUGCCAAAACGGUGCAGCGCCUGCAGCUGCUUGUACCGAUCCAUCGAACGUACCCACAUGCUCCUGCUCCUGCUCCAACGGUGUCAUGUACAAUGAGCCGCUCUCUGCCCAUACCUCCAGAAAUCCUAACCCCUUUCCCGACACUUGCCAGGCUGAAAAGGACGACUGUCUCGAGCGCGAAAAAACACUCACCGCCCAAGUUACCGAAGCUCAAGAGAAGCACACAGAAUGCGAGGCAACAUCCCUAGCUGACCGUCAAAAGGCGGAAAUGGAUGCCUUGCAACAAGAUCAGAACUGCAAAUUGGAGUUGAGCAAUAAGGACGUGGAGAUCUCUCAAUGCAAGCAACAGUCGACAAACGACAUCAAUGCUGCAAACAGUGCUUGCAAGGCGCAGUUGAGCAGCAAGGAAAUAGAGAUCACUCAAUGCAAGCAAAAGUCUGUCAACGACCUUAAUGCUGCAAACAGUUCCUGCAAGGCCAAAGAAGAUGCACUCAACACAAAAUUUUCCAACUACCAGAAGAAUAAUUACAGAUAUAUCGGGUGCUACGAAGACAACAACAGCCGAGUGCUAGCGCAGCACAGCAAGCACGACACCAAAAUGACACCCCAGAUGUGUGCGUCUAUCUGUCAGAACUACACCUAUUUUGGAGUCGAAAUUGGCUCGGAAUGUUAUUGUGGCAACACUAUUAAGAGUGGUUAUAAGAAGGUCGAUGGAGGUGCGUGUAGCUCCAAGUGUCAAGGCGACGCCGGCCAAAUCUGCGGAGGUGGAUGGAGGGCCUCUAUCUACUCCAGACAAGCAUAG